This is a messenger RNA of Fomitopsis serialis, 390 nucleotides long. RefSeq lists its product as uncharacterized. NCBI's taxonomy places the organism in Eukaryota, Fungi, Basidiomycota, Agaricomycetes, Polyporales, Fomitopsidaceae. The transcript has 2 exons. The record is from RefSeq and is a predicted model, not a curated record. The coding region runs from base 1 to 390 and encodes 129 amino acids.
AUGCCGAAGAGAUCGCGCGGUUCGGCGAAUCUGUUUGCACAGACCUGCGAGGCGUGUUAUGGCUACUUCGACACCACGCAAGGCCUAAUGGCUCACCAGUCAACCAGCCGCCAAUGCCGCUGGUACAAGAAAGGAAAGCUGAGGGAAAUCUUCGUGGAUUCUAAGGACUCUAGCAGCGAGGAUGAAGCGGUGGUGGAUGCAAAGAAGAAACGCGGUGCAAAAGGGAAGGCGCGUGCUGAUUCAAGCACGUCUAGUGGUAUAGCUCAGGACGGCGCACGAACGGACGAGACCGCCGGACCGUCAUUUGUUCGCUCCCACACAGCGUUCGAGCGAGAAGAUCGGGACGAGGACGAGGACGAGGAAGAGGACGAGGAAGAGGGCGAAUACUAG